Messenger RNA from Marmota flaviventris (yellow-bellied marmot), 2669 nucleotides. Lineage: Eukaryota; Metazoa; Chordata; Mammalia; Rodentia; Sciuridae. The record is from RefSeq and is a predicted model, not a curated record.
UUGCUCAGGACCCCCAAUAUCGACCGGCUGGCGGAGGAGGGUGUGAGACUCACCCAGCACCUGGCGGCCGCCCCGCUCUGCACCCCGAGCAGAGCUGCCUUUCUCACCGGGAGAUACGCCCUCCGAUCAGGAAUGGACAACGAUAAGUACCGGGUCCUCUACUGGAACGCCGGCUCCGGCGGGCUUCCUGCCAACGAAACCACUUUUGCAAAAAUCCUAAAGCAGCAAGGCUAUGCCACCGGCCUCGUAGGAAAGUGGCACCAGGGAGUGAGCUGCGCAUCCCGCGGGGACCACUGCCACCACCCGCUGAACCACGGCUUCGACUACUUCUACGGCCUGCCCUUCACCCUGAUCAACGACUGCGACCCCGACAGGCCCCCCGACCUGUGGGUCAGCGUGGCUGCCCGGUUCAGCCGCUACACCCGCGUCCUGGCUCUGGGCGUCCUGACGCUCGCCGCCGCCAAGCUCAGCGGCCUCCUCUCGGUUCCCUGGACGGUAGUCGGGGGCGCGGCCGGCCUCGUCUUCCUCUUCUUCGUCACGUGGUUCUCCAGCUGUGGGUUCGUGCGUCGCUGGAACUGCGUGCUCAUGCGGAACCACCAGGUCACCGAGCAGCCCAUGGAUGUGGGGAGCACCACCCGACGGAUGCUGCAGGAAGCCACGGCCUACAUCCAAAGAAACAAGGACAGGCCCUUUCUCCUCUUUGUGUCCCUGAUGCACGUCCACACUCCUCUGGUGACCUCGAAAGCCUUCCUCGGGAGAAGCCGCCACGGUUUAUACGGAGACAACGUGGAGGAGAUGGACUGGUUUGUAGGUAAAGUCCUCCAUGCCCUUGACGAGAACGGUCUGAAGAACUCCACGCUCACCUAUUUUGCCUCUGAUCAUGGAGGGUUACUGGAGGCCACAGAAGAACACGAGCAGCUGGGGGGGUACAACGGGAUCUAUAAAGGUGGCAAAGGCAUGGGUGGCUGGGAAGGGGGCAUCCGAGUCCCUGGGAUCUUCCGGUGGCCUGGUGUGCUGCCCGCUGGCCGUGUGAUCCAGGAGCCCACCAGCCUGAUGGACGUGUUCCCCACCGUGGUCCAGCUGGGGGGCGGCCAGGUGCCCCAGGACAGGGUGAUUGACGGCCGCAGCCUGGUACCGCUGCUGCGAGGAGAUGUGGAGCACUCUGAGCACGAGUUCCUCUUCCACUACUGUGGACAGUUCCUGCACGCGGCCCGCUGGCACCACAGGGAGAGUGGGAGGCUCUGGAAGGUCCACUACACGACACCGAGGUUCCAGCCCGCGGGCUCGGGCGCCUGCGGGGACCAGCAUCUGUGCCCCUGCUCCGGGGACGGCGUCACCCAGCACAGCCCGCCCCUGCUCUUCGACCUCUCCAGCGACCCUUCCGAGGCCCGGCCACUGUCCCCCGACUCGGAGCCGCUGUUCCACGCCGUGGUCCAGCGCGUGGGCGAGGCCGUGGCGCGGCACCGGGGGACCCUGCGCCCUGUCCCGCAGCAGCUGACCGUGGGCAACGUCCUGUGGAAGCCCUGGCUGCAGCCCUGCUGCGGCACCUUCCCCUUCUGCUCCUGCAGCAGCGACGACGGGGACAGCUCCUCCCAAGAGCCAGCGCCAUGAGAAGGUGUCCCAGGGCCACCAGGGGACAGCGUCUCCAAGGAGACCCCUCCCCCGUUCCCCCCUUGAGGGCCCUGCGGCAGCCGGGAGUGGGUCACUGAGCCAUCUUGCUCUGAGAGGAUUCCAGGGACCACCCCUCUCCUGACCCUGGGGUCUCACAGGGGCUGACUUCCUGUCCCCUCAGCUGCCAAUCACCACAGAGCUGCAUUGGGAACACCCAGCCUGACCACAGGCCAGGCAAACGGGUCUGCACCCAGUCCACUUUGGUUGGCCGAGUAAAGAUCCUGUUCUGUGCUUAGGAAUCAGUGAUCGCUGAGGAUUGACCCUCGUGGCCACCUCUUGGGGUCACUGUCUUGGUACCCUUGCUGUGUGACUUAGAAAUUGCCUCCAGGCUAUCCACAAAAGUCCCAGAGAAUAAGAAAACUUUCAACAAGAUUGCAGGAUAAUGUCUCCCAGGAAAUGGGAGGCCCAGAGGGACACAAGUUCAUCCCAACUUCCUGCUGUACUGCCCUAACUAUGGGAGAGUGGGCCCCAUGGUGUCAGGAGGGUUGCUGCAGCUCUGGCCCUCCCAUACCCAAUCCAGGCAAUAGGAUAGAGCCAGAACUAAGAGGCCUCCUCUCCUCUGAGUCUGUCCCUGUGAAGGAUAAUUAUCACAGAACCCACAACUUUUGGCUUUCAGCUCUCUGUAGAGAGAACCGGAAAUUGAGAAAUACCUGGCUCUCGUGAAGCGAGAGUAAGUCUUUGCAGCAUAUAAAUGAGAACAGCUUCCUUGAGUGGGCCGAGGUUUUUGAUGUAUCACUAAAACUGCCAGAAGAAACACCCUUUAUCUCAUCCUGCUGGGAAGCACACGCAAAUACCAGUACCUGUUAUUAGCAAACGAUCGUCAAAAGAGCAGAAGGCCUCUGGAUGUAUGGUUUCCACCUUGGACAAAGCCCUAGAGCCUUCAGAUAGAUCAAAGAAAGGCACCUUGCAUGCUUCAAUUAUUUAAAGUCGCGGUGGCACACACCUGUAAUCCCACUGGCUCUGGAGGCUGCGGCAGGAGGAUCACCAGUUGGAGGCCA